Gopherus flavomarginatus (Mexican gopher tortoise) is the source of this 641-nucleotide messenger RNA. RefSeq names its product gastrula zinc finger protein XlCGF49.1-like. Lineage: Eukaryota; Metazoa; Chordata; Testudines; Testudinidae. Bases 6 to 641 code for a protein of 211 amino acids. The record is from RefSeq and is a predicted model, not a curated record. Gene Ontology annotation, molecular function: DNA-binding transcription factor activity, RNA polymerase II-specific; RNA polymerase II cis-regulatory region sequence-specific DNA binding. The transcript is spliced from 2 exons. Gene Ontology annotation, biological process: regulation of transcription by RNA polymerase II.
UUGGGAUGGUGAGUGAGAAUGAGGAGGAGAAACCCCAGCAGGAAGAUGCUGACCAGAUAGAACCACAUGAGACAUUAUCAGGAAGAUCCAAAGGGAAUGUUUCCUUGAGUUGUGCACUCCCAGAAAAAGCAAAAGCCUGUGAGACUCAGCAGAGGCCAGAGGAAAAUUUGAGGGGCCACUCAGACCUUAGAAGAGAGAGACCCUACACAUGUUCUGAGUGCGGGAAUAGCUUCAAUCAGAACUAUACUCUUAUCAGACAUUGGAGAAUGCACACUGGAAAGAAACCCUACACGUGCUCUGAGUGUGGGAAAAGCUUCAAUCAGAGCUCAAACCUUAUCAGACAUAGAAAAAUCCACACAGGUGAGAAACUUUAUGGAUGCUUGGAGUGUGGGAAAUGCUUCAGUCAUACUUCAGCCCUCAUCUCACAUCAGAAAAUCCACUCAGGAGAGACACCCUACAUAUGCUCUGAGUGUGGGAAAAGCUUCAAUAAUAGCUCUGACCUGAUCACACAUCGUAGAAUCCGCACAGGAGAAAAACCCUACGCGUGCUCUGAGUGUGGCAAAAGCUUCAGUCUGAGCUCAAUCCUUACUAGACAUCAGAAAAUCCACGUGAGAGAGAACUGUAACAAAUGCCUUGACUAG